Molecule: messenger RNA, 1557 nt
Organism: Kwoniella botswanensis
Lineage: Eukaryota; Fungi; Basidiomycota; Tremellomycetes; Tremellales; Cryptococcaceae
Exons: 6
Coding region: 1-1557 (518 amino acids)
Biological process (GO): actin filament depolymerization; barbed-end actin filament capping
Cellular component (GO): cytoplasm; actin filament
Molecular function (GO): actin monomer binding; actin filament binding
Source: RefSeq, a predicted model, not a curated record
AUGUCAGCUCCGUCAGGUAUCAAAGUACCCCCAUCGCUCUCAUCGGCAUUCUCAACCGCCUUGAACGGUGCAGGUGACGUCCGAGCUUUGGUAUUUACCAUCGAAGGGGAAUCAUUCAAACACCUUACAACGGUCCAACCGAAAUCGACAUACAAAGAUGAUAUCGCCUUACUACCUGAUACUCUUCCUUCAACGAAGACACCAGCAAGUUUCGCUUAUAGGUUGGAUACGAAAGAUGCAGGAAAGUACGAAUGGAUGAUGAUCACUUUUGUUCCCGAUGAUGCGGGGGUAAGAGCCAAGAUGCUUCAAGCGUCCUCUCGAUCAGGUCUAUUGAAAUCGCUCGGCGCAAAUAACUUCAAACACGAUUGGUUCGCUACUUCCAUAAAAGAUCUCACCCCUUCAGCACUUACAGCCCACCUGAACCACCUCGCCUCGCCUCCUCCUCUCUCAGCGUCCGAAGCUGCCUUGGCGGAAGUACGAGAAGCGGAAGCUGCCGAGGCUAAGCGGGCUGCGCUCGACCCGGAAACAGAAGCUAGGAGGAGGAAAGUCGUCGUCGGAUUAGGUGGGAAAUUGGCUUGGGGAGAUGGCGUUCAGGAGGCUUUGGAGAAGGUUGGCAAGAGGUCUGAUGAUGGUUGGGUGGUUGUCCUGGAAAUCCCAUCCUCUUCGCCAAGUUCCAUCUCCCUCGUCAAAUCCGAAUCUUCCACUCCAUCCGAACUAUCUUCCAAGAUACCCAAUAAAUCACCCUCCUUCAUAUUCUACUCUUAUCCUACUCCACCUUCACCCAAACCCGUCAAAGCACACGCAACUUCAACCCCAAGUAAGAUGGCCGAGCAGCGAAAUACAUUCCAAGCUACUCAAGGUGGUGUAAGGGUUGUUCCAGUGUCGAACGUUCCGGUUGAUAACGAGAACGACAAACCGGCUGAUGGUGAAGUCGAAUCGAGCCAAUCUCAAGAAGCAGAAGAAGAAAAACCAGUACCAGAGCCAGAAGUGAAGGAAAAGGAAGAAGACGCAGCGGUUGAGGAAAAAGGAAAAGUCAUUUUCAUCUAUUGUUGUCCUUCUUCUUCACCUGUUAAAUUCAGGAUGAUAUACUCCACCAGCGUUAGGAGCGUGCAACAGGAUGCGAGUGAUAAAGCUGGUGUGGAGAUUGUAGGAAAGAUCGAAACGUCCGAUCCGACAGACUUGACAGAAUCCCACCUAAAACAAUCCAUCCCUUCAUCUUCAUCUUCGUCAAUUUCCAAACCCAUUCACUCAUCUUCCCUUCCUACACCUACUACCACCUCUUCACGUACUUUCGGUAAUCCAACUUCAAGCGCUGCGCCCUUCGGAGCUCCGAUUGGAGGUGCAUUCGGCCGACCUCGACCCCUAAACGUACCUGCUCGAUCGGCCAGCUCGAUUCCCUUACCUGCUAGUGGAUCUUCGACACCUUUGGAUAUUGGCGAAGAAGGGGAUAGUAAAGAUAACAUAAGGAGGGCAUUUGAUGCGUUUGGUCCUAGAGUCAAUUCGCCUGGUGGUGCAGGUGGGGGGUUCGCUAGACCUAGACCUGCUGGUAGGAGGUGA